Molecule: messenger RNA, 321 nt
Organism: Alternaria arborescens
Lineage: Eukaryota; Fungi; Ascomycota; Dothideomycetes; Pleosporales; Pleosporaceae
Exons: 3
Coding region: 1-321 (106 amino acids)
Biological process (GO): protein import into mitochondrial matrix
Cellular component (GO): PAM complex, Tim23 associated import motor
Molecular function (GO): ATPase activator activity
Source: RefSeq, a predicted model, not a curated record
AUGUCUGCCUGGGUCUGGAUCUUGGGCGCUGGUGCCACUGCUUUCUUCGGGCGCGCAGCACUUGUGGGACUACGAAGAUCAGGUGGUGGUGCUGGAGCAUUAGGACGUGGAUACUACAAGGGCGGCUUUGAGCCCAAGAUGACACGGAGAGAAGCCGCGCUGAUAUUAGAAAUGCCCGAACGCGGCAUCACAAAAGAACUCCUACGCAAGAAGCACCGGUCGCUCAUGCUUCUGAACCACCCGGAUCGAGGCGGUAGCCCAUACCUGGCUACCAAGGUCAACGAAGCGAAAGAGCUACUCGAGAAGGAGGUUAAGGGAUGA